AUAAAUGGAAGAAAACAAAUAUGGUUGAAUAGCUGUAUAUGUAGAAUAAAUGUAGCGAAAGUGCAUUUUAGAGACGUUGUAAUGUGACGUCAUCACACAGCGUAAUAAGGCUAACGUUGGGGGCGUUGUCGCAAUGCACACAGGCUGUUCCAUAUUAUUUGAGGAGAAAUCAAUUUAUUUUAUGAUUUGAUUUUUUUUUUCCCACAAUUGACAACAUGUCCGAAGUUCAGCUGAUGGAGGCGGACGCCAGUCAGCUCCUAUCCCCCAGCCUGCAGCAAGACGACGACUGGGAGGCCGCUCUGAUCCAUGAGGUGCCGCAGCAGAGGCUCCUUUCUCUCGAGGCCCAGACCAUCUCAAACAUACUGGAGAACUGCAUCGGCCAAAUAGAGAUUACAGCAUCUCUGCCUGCCGUCCGCCAAUUAGUCUGCCCGUGUGUUGAUGUACAAGAGGAGUUCGCGAGCACUCUUGAGGUGCAUCAGAUGUUAAGCGAAAGGCUGGAAACGUCGAAUGACCUCAAGGAGGUACGAGGUGGACCGGCGGGGGAAGAAAGUGCGAGAAGGAAAAGGAGGGCUCAGCUAGAGGGAGACUUGAAAUACUCUGUCAGGGAUCUGCUCAGGUUUUUCCGGACCCACCCUGAUGCAAUUUUGGGUUUAAAACCCGAGGUUGGCACGGACGUCGGGGAGACCGAGUACACACUCAUUGUCGGGCUGAAGAAAUUUCAUGUGCAUAUGAUUGAGAGGUUGCAGACCAGCCCAGAAGAGGAAAUAUUGUUAGCCCUUGAGACUGUAUCACCUGACACAGAGCUCAUUGUCAAAUUAGAAGAAACAGCUGCAGCUAUCAUACAAAAAGAUGUAGAGAUUUCCGAGAAGAAAGAUGACAUCGAAACUUUGGAGCGCCUUCUUAAAGAGAACCAGAUCGAAGUCGUCGACUGGCAGCUUCUCGCUGACGAACAGUGCCAGUCCCUCAUCAAGACUUCACAGGUGAAGCAGGCCAGCAUCCAGCAGGAAAUAGACCGACUCAACAUUCGAAUCCACACUUCCACACUUAAAUUCAGAGAGGGGGAGAAAACACUCCAAGAGAUAAACGAAAAUGUGGAGAUGGAAAUAGAAUACUUGCUCCAAAAGUUUGAUGAUGAAAUAGAAGAGCACCAGGCUGAUUUGGAGUUAUGUCAGGAGGAUGUUGAAAGGGAGGAAGGGGAACGUAAAAGAUUGGAGAAGCCUUACGCUGACCUGGAGAAAGAGUACAACCACAUCAUGGAGAGGCGUCGGCUUGCAGAAGAGAAGAGAGUUUCGGAAUUGAAGCUUAAGGUUGCUCUUUAUUGUCAGUCAUGGUGGAGGGGCUACUGUACUCGCAAGAUCUUGGCCAGCAACCCUAUCACACCUAGUAAGGGGGGCAAAAAGAAGGGCAAGGGCAAAGGCAAAGGCAAAGGCAAAGGCAAAGGCAAGAAGAAAUAGUCCAGAUUUCAAAGUCACUACGGCGUGCCAUCUGUUUCUGAGCAUUUGGAAUUUUGCUGGCCUCUUACUAGUGUUUAAAGAGACAACUGUCGGGAGAGGGGACCGAUCGGGAAGUUUGUUAGUAAACCUGAGUAGGUUUACUUGUCAGCGCCAGACAAGGCAAGGACAUGACCUGGACCAAAGCACAAGGGUGAGGUCAUGGCUCUCAACUUUUCCCACAUCCAACGUAUCCAAGCAUGCUUUUAUUGACCUUGGGGAUAGUUCUUAUAUAACCACGUGGUGGCAGUAUAGGACUGCUCAAUGAGUGAGACCCAAUGCCAGCCCCCCCCCCGGGCAGUAGCGUGAUGCUCUGCUCCAGAUAAAGUACAAUACAAUACUUGAUUUUGAGGAAGCAUACCAGAGAGGCGGAACAUCCAUUAAAAUACGAUCUAUCAAAAUUUGACAUUUCAAAAUGUCUUGUGUGUCACUGCACUCAUCUCGAUUUGUCUGAAAUGAUCAGGUCUUACGUGGGCUCAGCUGUCCCCCUGGUGGCUCUAGACUAGACCGGGGGUUAAAGGUCACACACAGCGACAGGAGUCAUUCAACAUGAAUGAACGUCAUGGGAAAAACUAAUAUUGUAUAUUACAGUAUUUGCAUUUUGGUUUCAGAGUUAACUUUGUUUCUAUCCAACAAUGUACCCGCCCGAAGUAAUGGUAGACUUGCACCAAGCACACUUACCAGUUCUUAAAAAAAAUGUAGAUUUUACAGUGCCCAUAUAUUGAUACAUGUCUGUUUGCACAAAAGUGAGGGUUUCAUGCAAAAUGCUUCAUAAAGGGACAUAAAAUGUUUGCCAAACAUUGAGAUUAUGCAUGGAGGACAGUAUACGUUUUCAGUGUUUCCUGUGCGUAUUCAUCCCGCAGAUUACUGGUCAGAGAUCCAUAAAAUUAAUUUGAUGCAAGCUCAUUUUUUUGUGUGUGUUUCGAAAUUCUUCCUCAAAAUGUUAAGUGGAAUUUCUUUGGCUGCUUAUUUCUCUUAAACUGUGGGCUUUUGGAGACGUCAUCAGAAUUCUGUAAUCUCCGGAUAAGAAGAUUAUGUCCUCGUGAGACAAAAACAACAUUGAUUUCUGAAGCUAAAGUCUUUGGGAAGUUAUCUCCAAAUCAAGUUAAAAUGUAUAAUCUGGUUCAUAAAAAAAAUAAUCUGAAGAAAUAAAGACUGAGUAGUUAUCAAAGACUUUGAGUCUACCUUUGAAUCAUAAACAAUGAAUUGGUAAUGAGAAAAGAAAAUGGAAAUAUAUUGAUUGUUGUUGUUAAUAUUAUUAUUAUUGCAAUAAU
Molecule: messenger RNA, 2764 nt
Organism: Phyllopteryx taeniolatus (common seadragon)
Lineage: Eukaryota; Metazoa; Chordata; Actinopteri; Syngnathiformes; Syngnathidae
Gene: drc10
Product: IQ motif containing D
Exons: 5
Coding region: 216-1454 (412 amino acids)
Source: RefSeq, a predicted model, not a curated record